AUGACUUCUACAUCCAAUACAUCUACGUCCAAUGCUACGUCCAACGAUUUAACUGGUUCUCCCUCUAAAGAUUGUUUUCUGUUCAAUUGUGAACAUUUGCUUCACUUUUGCGACUUAUUCAACAGAACUGAAGUAGAAGAUCAAACGGAAUCAGUUCUGGAAAUUAAGUUAAAAGACUUGGAAACAAGAUGGACAAAUUUAGAUGUUUCUUACAAAAAUGUCAUGUUAUCUCAAAGUGACACAGUUGAUUCUGAAUUUAAAGUACAAGCUAAAGGUCAAUAUGAUGCAUGCGUAAGCGCAUACUAUCACUGUUCCUCCCAAAUUAUGGAUUUAAUAAAAGUUUCUCACAUAGAAACCCCAAAUAUGCCUGUAUUUCAGUCAACAUCCCGCUAUUCUAUCCCAGCUCUAGCUUUAAGACAGGACAUUACGCCGAAUAACUCAAGCGAUUGCAUAAAGCUCCCUCCUUGUGAUACAGAAGUAUUCAGGGGUAGUUACGAAGAAUGGCCCUCGUUUCGUGAUAUGUUCACAGCAGUGUACAUUAAUCACUUAAAGCUCACUCCCGUCACAAAGUUGUAUCAUCUUCGUAACAAAACAAGAGGCGAAGCUGGUGAUAUAGUAAAAAGAUAUCCUCUCUCACACGAUAAUUUUGAACUGGCAUGGAAUGCAUUAAAAUCCCGCUACGAGAACAAGCGUGUUCUUGUAGACAAUCAGAUAAAAAUUCUCUUUGACAUUCCUCCAGCUACUAAUGAAAAUAGUGAUUCUAUCAGACGUAUUCAAUCAUCAGUUAAUGAUUCUCUAGCAACCCUUAAAACUCUUGGUGUUGCUGUCGAAAGUUGGGAUCCUAUUCUCAUUCGACUAAUUUCAACAAAACUACCAGACUUAACUCUUUCUCUAUGGGAACAAACGCUCACAUCCCCUCGUGAGCUUCCAAAAUGGUCACAAAUGUCACAGUUUCUUGUGGAUAGAUAUGAAGCCGUUGAACGCCUUACAAGUAUCAGAAACUCGAAAGAUAGCUUGUCUCUCACUAAAUCUUCAAACAUACAAACAUAUGUAUUACAAGAAAACGCAAACUCCUCUUGCAAGUUAUGUAAUGAAGAACAUACACUCAGAAUAUGCCCAAAGUUUAGAUCAUUCUCAGUACAAGAGAGAAUUGAUUUUGUGUUCAAAAAUAAAUAUUGCAAUAAUUGUUUAGGACAUUCUCACAUUAAAGUAAACUGCAAGAGCAAACGAACAUGUCUCUAUUGCAAAAAACAGCACCACACCCUAUUGCAUAUGGCUAAAAAGUCUCAAAAUACUGCCAAUAAUAAAGAAAUUGCUGAAAAUGUUUCAAACAAACCCAUUAGUUCCCAAAACUCUUUCCCAAAAAUUACUCAAAAUGACACUCAAAGUGAGCAGCCUACUACCUCAAAACACAUUCAAGCUAAUUGUUCUACUAGCAAUGAGAACAUUCUAUUACGAACUGCACUCAUGCAAAUAGAAUGUAGAGGCGAACUAUUUACUAUUAGAGCUUUAAUUGACCCUGGUUCUCAACGAACAUUUUUAACUGAACGAAUCAGAAAUCGCCUUCAGCUCCCUUAUCAAAAUACUCAUUUCGAAAUCGUGGGUAUUGGUGGUCAAAAGCAAACAGCAAAUAAAGAAUGUGAGUUCACACUAUAUGCCAAAAGAACAAAUAUAAGAAUCCCUAUAAAAGCUAUAGUCUUGCCAAAAGUAACAAAACGGCUCCCAGCAUGUUCAUUUGAAAUCCCUAACACAAAAGAACUUGAAAACUUAGAUCUAGCCGACCCAACUUUUAAUAAAACUUCCCAAAUUGAUUUAAUUUUAGGAAAUGACUAUGAGCAUUUUAUCAAUCUCGAUGGCAUAAGAAAGAAUAUUUGUGGCAAAACAUCUGCCUAUAAAACUAUUUUUGGCUGGGUACUUAGUGGUCCCAUUAAAGUUGAACCAAUUCAAGCCUUCACAACUGAAGUCAGCUCGAAUGAAAAUUAUGAACUCGCUACACUCUUAAAAAAGUUUUGGGAAGAUGAAGAAAUCCCAUCGGUUAACACAAACUCAAAAGAAGAUGAAUAUUGUGAAAAUUUCUAUGCUCAGACAACCACUCGUCAUAAAAAUGGUAGAUAUAUAGUUAGAUUACCAUUUAAGACAGAAUAUCCUAAAGAAAUUUUCCUCGGAUCUUCAAGAUUCGUAGCCCUUGCUCAAUACUCUAGAAUGGAAAAGACACUAUCGAAAGAUCCAGAGUUACAGUCCCAAUACAAAGCCGUUUUGGAAGAGUAUCUAUCACUAAAUCAUAUGGAAGAAUCUAACUCCCAAGAAAUUAUAUCUCAAGGCAAAUAUCUCUCAUAUUAUUUACCCCAUCACGCGGUUGUGAGACCAGAACACAAAACCACAAAGGUUAGAGUCGUAUUCAACGCGUCGAGAAAAACAAAGUCUCAAGUUUCACUGAAUGAUGUUCUCUAUGCAGGCCCUACUCUUCAAAGUGAUUUAAUCACAACAAUACUCAAUUGGAGAAAAUAUCAAUUUGUAUUUAGUGGCGAUAUUCAAAAAAUGUAUCGCCAAAUACUUAUACACCCAGAUGAUAGACCCUAUCAAAAGAUUUUGUUCCAAAGACAACCAGACAGCCCUAUUAAAGAUUUUGAGUUAAAAACAGUUACUUUUGGAGUAAACUGCGCCCCCUUUUUAGCUAUUCGCACCCUUUUACAACUCGCUUUAGAUGUAGAAUCCCAGUACCCAAAGGUAUCAUCAAUUCUGCGAACGGAAACUUAUGUUGAUGAUAUUCUGUCUGGUGGCUAUACAAUCGAAGAAACUCUCACUGCCCAAACUCAGCUUAUAGAAGUUUUAAAUUCCGCGGGUUUCCCAUUAAAAAAGAUAACCGCAAAUAAUCCCAAACUUCUCACACAUUUACCAAAAGAAGAUCUUUAUGAUCUUGAUUUUCUUCGCUUCCAUGAGACGAGCGCUACCAAAACCCUUGGUAUUAAAUGGAAUGCGUUAAAUGACUCGUUUACUUAUCAAUUUGCAGAAAUCGAUCAAGUUACAAAGAUAACAAAGCGACAAAUCCUCUCCUCGAUUGCAAAAUUAUUUGACCCCGCUGGAUGGCUGGCUCCAAUAGUCAUCAGAGCAAAAAUUUUGUUGCAACAAUUGUGGUUAGAAAAACUACAAUGGGACGAAGAAGUUUCCCAAGAUUCCCUUCAAAAUUGGAAUACUCUUGUUCAAGAUCUACAGAAAGUAGAAACUAUCUCUAUACCCCGCUGGCUACAAUAUACACCUUCAGACACUAUUCAAAUUCACGGGUUUUCUGAUGCAUCCAAAACAGCAUACUGUGCAGUGUUAUAUGUAAGGUGUCAAACUCAUACCCACACAGCGUUUUCAAAUUUGUUAGUAGCCAAAUGUAAAGUUGCUCCAAUUCAGACAGUUUGUCUUCCAAGGCUUGAACUUAACGGAGCCCUACUCUUAACAAAGCUCCUUAAGUACGUUAACUCUACAUUGAAUUUUAAAACCAAAGAUAUAUAUUUAUGGACUGAUUCAUCCAUAGUCCUGGGUUGGCUUUCUAAACCCCCUUCAACAUGGGAGACAUAUGUGGCCAACAGAGUUUCUCAGAUCAAUCUCAUUGCUCCAGAUGCAAUAUGGCAACACGUUUCAACGCACGACAACCCAGCCGAUCUGGGUACACGUGGCUGCAAAUCACAUGAACUUGCUCACAAUUCCCUCUGGUGGCAUGGCCCUUCAUGGCUAACCAAUCCCUCUUCUGCAUGGCCAAAACGAAAUCCUCUUAACUCUAUCGAAAAAUGCACAGAAACUCAAUCCUUACACAUCGAAGUUGAUAGAAAUGAUAUUUUAGAUAAAUAUUCAUCAUACCCCAAGGCAUUACGCAUUUUUUGUUACAUUUUUAGAUUCUGUAAUCAAUCCCUAAAAAAGCGAGAACCAAUUGAAAAUAGUAAAGCUCCGUAUCAUUUGACUCAAAACGAAAUGAAAAAUGCAAAAACUAGACUAAUUAUUUUAGCUCAGAAAAGUUUUUACCCAGAUGAAUAUAAUUGUCUAAAUAACUCUAAGACUAUCUCAAACAAAAGUCCCCUCAAAAGUUUGAACCCAUUUCUAGAUCCAAAUUCUAUUAUGAGAGUAAAUGGAAGAUUAUCUCAAUCCUCUCUUCCUUAUUCGGAACGUUACCCUAUCAUUUUACCUGGCAAUUCUCGAUUUUGCCAAUUGUAUCUAACCCAUUUACACAUAUUUCUAUGUCACGCUGAAUGCAGUCAAAUGUACAGAGCAGUACAAACUGAAUUUUUUAUAUUCAGACUCAAACCGCGUAUUAAAAAGAUAAUACGUAACUGUAAAUGUUGUAUAGUAUUCAAACAGCAGCCAUGUUCACAAAUAAUGGCACCCUUACCUCCAGAGAGAUGUAACCUUUCUUUACCCUUUCAAAUAACGGGUAUUGAUUUUGCUGGCCCGUUUGAUUUAAAGACAUCUUCGUUAAGAAAAUCACCCUAUGUUAAAGGUUACGUCAGUGUUUUCGUUUGUUUCAGCACGAAAGCCAUACAUCUAGAACCCUGCUCAGAUCUAUCCUCUGCUGCAUUUCAGGCCGCAUUUAGUCGUUUCGUUGGGAGACGAGGCCUACCCCAAAGGGUAGUAACUGAUAAUGGCAGAAAUUUUCUCGGUUGCAGUAGAGCACUUGAAGUCGAAUUUUCAGCUUUUGUUGAAAACGCAGCUCACGACAUAGCUCAGAAAUACAUUACUCACGGGUUCGAGUGGAAAUUUAUACCACCGCACGCUCCGCACAUGGGUGGCUUAUGGGAAGCCGCCGUAAAAAGCUUCAAAUACCACUUUAAACGAGUUGCAGGGUCCCAUAAAUUCACUUACGAAGAAUUGGCUACUGUGUUAGCUCGCAUUGAAGGAGUACUCAACUCUCGACCAAUAUCUGCACUAUCUGAAGAUCCCACAGAUCUGACAGCAUUGACUCCAGGUCACUUUUUAAGAGGCGCUCCCUUGAUAGCGUUCCCAGAACAAAGCUUCCAGGAUAUGUCCCUUAUAAACCGAUGGGAAAAAUUAAAGGCAAUUCACCAUCAAUGUUCCAUACGAUGGAAAGAAGACUACCUUAAGUCUCUACACAAGCGCUACAAAUGGAAGAACUCUUCUCCAAACAUUCAUGUUGGUGACCUCGUAGUUGUAAUAGAUGAUUUAUUACCACCCCACGAAUGGCGUCUGGGAAGGAUUGAGAAAACAUUCCCAGGUUCUGAUAACAAUAUACGUGCAGCUGAGGUACGCAUUGCUACCGGAACAAUAACUCGCCCAAUUGUUAAAUUAUGUCUUCUUCCCUUUGCAAAUAAAAGCGAACCCCUUUCCUAG
Molecule: messenger RNA, 5328 nt
Organism: Lucilia sericata (common green bottle fly)
Lineage: Eukaryota; Metazoa; Arthropoda; Insecta; Diptera; Calliphoridae
Exons: 1
Coding region: 1-5328 (1775 amino acids)
Biological process (GO): DNA integration; proteolysis
Molecular function (GO): nucleic acid binding; aspartic-type endopeptidase activity
Source: RefSeq, a predicted model, not a curated record